Molecule: messenger RNA, 6462 nt
Organism: Caenorhabditis angaria
Lineage: Eukaryota; Metazoa; Nematoda; Chromadorea; Rhabditida; Rhabditidae
Source: the annotation of a GenBank genome assembly
UUGAGUUUGUUUUGUUGUAAACAACAAGAAUCGAUAAAUGUAACUACAUAUUUUGCAGGAAAAAUGGCUCCAUCAAAAAAGUCACCACCAAGGCAGUCAGAUGAAUCUGAAAGUGAUCCAGAUGAGCCGGUGAAAAAGGCCAGGAAAAAAACCAACAAGCCAAUUACGACAACAAAGAAACCUGAAGAGGAUAGUGAACCUAAAACUCUUCGGCCAAAUUUGAAUGAAAGUUAUCAAGAUGACGAAAGCGAGGAUUUAAUGAAUUUGGUUGGUUUUAACAAGUUUUAGGAUUUUUAAAAGUAUUUUCUUUUGUUUAGGUUAUUCCUGAUAAACCUCUUUGUUUCACCAAACAAAACAACAAUGGAGAACGACUUAUGAUUGUUAAAAUUGAAGCAACAAAUUUCAAAAGUUAUUUCGGAACAUCAGAAAUCGGACCAUUUCAUAAAGUAAGUUUUAUUUAUAAUUUUUAAAACAAGAUACAUGUAAAUACACUCCCAAAAACACCGAUUUUCAGAGUUUUACAAGUAUCAUUGGUCCAAAUGGUUCUGGAAAAUCGAAUGUUAUCGAUUCUCUUCUUUUUGUUUUUGGAUUUCGAUCUGGAAAAAUUCGAUCGAAAAAGAUCUCAAAUUUGAUUCAUAGUUCAGCAGGAAAACAAUGUGAUAGUUGUACGGUUUCAAUCUAUUUUCAAAAAAUUAUUGAUAAAGUGAGUUUUUGAUAAUGAAACAUACGAUAACGUUGUACAUUUUCAGGACGAGGACAAUUAUGAAAUCAUCGCAGGAUCUCGAUUUUCAAUCUCAAGAACGGGUUAUAAAAAUAAUUCGAGUACUUAUGCAAUUGAUGGAAGAAAUGUGCCUUUGAAAGAAGUGGAAAAUCGCUUGAAAAAAGUUGAGAUCGAUUUGACACACAAUCGCUUUUUGAUUUUACAAGGAGAAGUCGAAGCAAUUUCAAUGAUGAAACCAAAAGGAGUAAAUCAAAAUGAAGAAGGAAUGUUGGAAUAUCUUGAAGACAUCAUUGGCUCAAAUCGUUUCAUGGUUCCAAUUACAAAAUUCGAAGCUCGUGUUUCAAAAUUAUCCAUGGAAUCAUCACAACAAAGAUGUCGACAAGAAACAGCUCGAGCAACAAAAUGUGCAUUAGAACCCGAUGUUAGAGAAGCUGUUGAAUAUUUGACAAAAGAAAAUGAUGUGACUAUUUUGAAAAGUAAAUUAGAACAACGCAAAAAGUAUGUUGAAAUUUUGUAUUGGGAAAUUUGCAAUAACUUAUUUUUUUAUAGAUUGAAAUACAAUGAUCAACUUGGUCCACUCAAAGAUGAAUUAGAUGCGAAAAAAGAGGAAAUGAAAGUGAUUGGAGAGAAAUUGGAUGAAAACAAGAAAGGAUCGAAAGAUAAUGAGAAAAUGGAUAAGGAAUUGAAUAAGUACGAUUUUUAUAUUCAUAUAAGUACAAUCUAUUUUUAUCAUUUCAGGCAAAAGGCUGAAGCUGAAGCAGAAUUCGACAAAGCAAAACAAGAAAUUGAAGAUGAUGUGACUGAAGAGAAAAAGAGAAAACAGAAUUUGAAACGAUUGACAACAGAUAUCGAAAAAAUGGCUGCAGAAAAAGAAAAAGAAGAGAAAAAGGUUAUUUUCAAUUCAAAUGUUUGUUUUUUAAUAUCUAUUAUCAUUUCAGAAAGAUUCACUUCUUGAAGCUCCUGAAAAAGCUGCGAAGAAAAUUGAAAAAUUGAAAGUCGAAUCGGAAAAUUUGAAAGAAAUUGAGAAAAGUGCAAAUGAGAAGGCUGAUGAGAAUUUAGCGAUUUUUGACGCGAGAUCUGAAGAGUUUCAAGAAGCGAAAACUGAAGCAGAAAAUGAAUAUGCAAAGGAAAAUGAGAUAUUGAAUGAUAAAAAGGGAAAAGCGUCGAUUGCAGAAGCUGAAUUACAAGAUUUGAAGAAAAUGGCAGAUAAAGGAAAGAAUACGGUAGUUGAAUUGAAAGCGAAAUUGGAAGAAACUGAAAAUAAAAUAGUUUCUGAAGAAGAGGAAAUUGCUGAAAUAACACCGAAAAUUGAAGAAAAUCAAGAAUUAUUCAAUGAAGCAAAUCGAGAUGGACCAGCAGCUCGUGCAAAAGAACAACAAUUGGAUCGAAAUAUUCGAGAAAUUCGCGGAAAAAUCAUGGAUAUGUCAAAUCAACAACAAAUGUUUCAAUCUGGAAAUCGAGCAUUGGAGGCAUUAAUGAAAGAGAAAAAUGAGGGAAGAUUGCCUGGAUUUUUGGGAAGAUUGGGUGAUUUGGGAGCUAUUGAUUCGAAAUUCGAUGUUGCUAUUUCAACAAAUUGUGGAUCGUUGAACUCGUUUGUUUGUGAAACUGCUGAUUCGUCGGCCAAAGCUAUCGAUUUUCUUUGUGCUGUGAGUUUUCCGAAAAAAUGUAGUCAAACUAUAAUUUUGAAAUUAUCUAAAUUUGAAUUUUUCUAAUUAAAAGAAGUUAAUUAGUCCAAAAUUCUCCGGUGACCCCAAAAAUGUGCGUUUUUAACAAUACCUUGUUCAAGAAUUUGUUACAGAAAAAUUUCGCCCUGAAAUCGCCUGAAAAAAACGGAAAUCAGGCACUGUUAAAUUGAUUUUCAUAAAAAUUUUGCUUUGUAGUUUCUUUUCAGUUUCUGUGAUAUGACACUACUACAAUAAUACAUUCAGCGAACAAUUUGAGUUUUAAAAACUGUAGUCGAAACCGAGUUAUGUUUCCGAAUAAAAUAUUUUUCAGCAACGUCUCGGUCGUGCCAAUUUCAUUUCAAUCGACAAAUUACAAGUCAACACGGCAAGAAUGAAUCAAAAACCAGAAGAUUUUCCAGCUCCUCGUUUAUUCGAUUUGAUCAAAUGUGAAGAAUAUGCUAAACCGGUUUUCUAUUUUGCGUGUAACGAUUUGCUUGUUGUAAAAGAUCUUGGAGAAGCACAACGAUUGGACAGAGCACAUAAUCGUUAGUGAUUUUAAUUUAAUAACUCAAAAGUUUCCCACAUAAAACAAAAAUUUCAGAUAAAUAUGUGUUUGUAACUCUUGAUGGAGGUAAACUUUCAAAUGAUGGUUCGAUUACUGGCGGAGGUCAACCGAUUCGAGGAUUGAUUGGAAGUGAAGUGAAAGUUCAAAGAAGAGAUACAAAUGGAAAUGCUAAUGAGAUUCAAAAAUUGCAACAAGAAGUUGAAAAGUUACAAGAAGAAUAUAAACAAGUUGCACCAAAAGCUAAAGCUGUAAGUGUAUUGAAGUUUUUUUAUCAAAAGGAAAAGGUUUUUGCAGCUUGACGAACAAUUAUUCACAAGUCGAAAUGAAAUCAAAAAAUAUACAGAACGACUGAAAGUUUUGAAAUUAUCUUUGGAACAAAAUCGAACGAAGAUUGUCACGCUGAAAAAAACAAUUGAAAUACAGGAAAUUGAGGCGAAAAAAGUUGAAGUUGAUCCGAAAGAUAUUGAAGAAAAACAGGAAGUUGUUCGCAAGCUUGUUCAAGGUAAGUUAUUUGGAUUUGAGCGGGAAAAGGGGGUUUUGGGAAUAAUAACGGGGGUUUUAUUUUUUCGAAGGACAAAAUCAAAUUCAAAGUUCAACAAAAUUUUUAGAACGAGAUGAAGCGGAUAGAAAUGCGUCGAAAGCUCGAAAAAUCGUUGAUGAAGUAACUUCAAAAGUUGAUGCAAUGUUCAAAGAACUUGUUGAAUGUCAUAGAAAAGAAGCAAAAGAUGCACGAGAAAAAAGACUAACAAUUGAAAAAACAAUUGCAAAAGAAACCGGUACAAUUAACAAUUCUGAAAGAAAUAUUGGCAAAUGUGAAGAAAGAAUUGCACAAUUAGAAAAGGAUAUGGAAAAAAGACAAAAAGAUAUUGAAAAAGUGGAGGAAAAUCAAGUUGAUGAAAAUGCAUUGGAAGAAAAACAGAAGAAAUUAAAAGAAUUGGAAGAGAAAAUGAAGGAAUUUGAUGAGAAGUUUAAGGAAAUGAGAGAAGCAAAAAUGACAUUAGGAAAAGAAGAAUUAGAAUUGGAAAAGAAUUUGAAAGAUAUUGCUGAACUUGUUAGUGGAAUGAAAUAUCAAUUGAAAGAAAAAAAUGAAAAAAGUUGAAGAUAUUGAUGAAAAUGUAAGUUGAACAUAAGAAAUAUAUUGUUUGGAAAAAUAUAUGAAUGAAAAUAUUUCAGAUAUCUAAACUUGCACUAAAUCCAGUUCCUCGAUUCGCAUUUCUGAAUCCAUCACAAAAACCAGAAGAUUUACGAAUCGAAUUAACAGAAGAAAUUGAUCGAGCAAUUAUUGAUUUACCAUCUGAAGAACUUGAGAAAAGAAUAGCUGUUUGUCGUGAAACAAUUGCCAACGAGGCAUAUUCAUUGGAACAUCAACUGAGACAUAUUCAAUCAAGUGAACAAGAAUAUGUUGAUCUAGGAGGAGAUGGAAAAUCGACGAAAAUACAAAUGUUAUCGGAAGACGAGUUGAGAGCAUUUACUGGAGAGCAAAUUGAAGAAAUGCAAUUCAAUAGAAAACGAUUCGAACAAGAACUUGAGGCGAUGAAAAAUAAGGUGAAUUUGUGUGUCAUUGAUGAAUAUUUUGAAAAAGUCAAGAAAUAUAAUAUGGAAACUGCGAAAGCCAACGAUAUUAAUAGGAAUUAUGAUUUGCAUCGGACAAAAAUGUGCUUGUUGAAAAGAAAUCGAGCGGAAGAAUUUCAUGUAAGUUUGGGAACAGGGAUGUGUUAGAAAAGUGGAAAAUUUUCGAAUUUUUAAAACUCGAAAAUUCAGAAAGUAAAUCUGAGAUUCUAAUUCUAGCUGAAAAGUGAUCUGGGCAUUUGUUUAAUAAAUUCUAUCUGAUUUUGGAUUUCAAUAAAAAGAGGUUAAUUUUUAUCCGGAUUUCCAAUUUUUUCAAAUUAUGAUUUUUUUCUCAAAUUCAAACUAAUCGGGAAUUUUCAAAAGUUCUAGAAAAGUUAUCGCUAUUUUUGAAACCUAGUUUUCCUCGGUUUUUUUUGGAUGUUCAAUGAAAACACUGUACAAAGUUUCCAGAAGCCACACUCUACAUUUUUUCAAACGAAAAACUGUAUUUUUAUUGAUUUUCAGCGGAUUUUGAUGGAUCACUGAAAAAAACGCAAAAUUUUCCGACACAUUUAUUUUUCCAAAAAUACAAUGUUUUUUUUCAGUACGGCUUCAUGUUUAUUUCACAAUCUGUUCGAGAAGUAUAUCAAAUGUUGACUGCUGGUGGAGAUGCUGAUCUUGUGGCAAAAUCAGGAACCGAUCCAUUCUCAGAAGGAAUUCAAUUUCUUGUUCGACCUGCCAAAAAAUCAUGGAAACACAUUGAGAAUUUGUCAGGAGGCGAGAAAACUCUCGCUUCAUUGUCUCUCGUUUUUGCUCUUCAUACAUUCCGACCAACUCCGUUUUAUGUUAUGGAUGAAAUUGAUGCCGCGUUGGAUUAUCGAAAUGUUUCAAUUAUUGGAAAUUAUGUGAAGGUAUGAAUGUUUUAAAAUCAAAAAUUAUUGAAGUAUUUUUAUAUUUUUUUCAGGCGAGAACAAAGAAUGCGCAAUUCAUUAUCAUUUCAUUACGAAACAAUAUGUUUGAAUUAGCAAAUCGACUUGUUGGAAUUUAUAAAGUGGAUGAUUGUACUAAAAAUGUGGCAGUUGAUCCGGUUAAAAUUUGUGAAAAAUCAAAAGAGAUAUUUUUUCAACUUUCAGGAAAGGUAGGGUUAUUUCUUGAGAUUAUUAUUAAAAUGAAAUCUCUCCUUAUUUUUUCAGGUGUCUUGCACAUUGCCACAAGAAGUAACUGCAGAAUAUCAAAAACAAAAAAGUGCUAUGAAAAAGGCGCAAACAGCUCAAGAAAAACAAUAUGAUGCAUUCCCAUCAAGCAAAGAUAUCGAUAGAGCUGAACAAAUAUUGCAUAUGCAGAAUAGAUUGGGAAGUGUUAUUAGUCGACAACAAGAUCGAAAUGAUGCUGGAUUAGAUUCGAAUCGACCACAAACAUCGGCUUCGACAACAAAUCGACCAAUUUCGCAAGCAUCGACUAGACCUGAAUCAAGGAUAUUGGAACGUGAGUUGAAUAUUUUUGCAAAGUUGAAAUCUGACAAGAAUGAAUUAAUUUUUUAGAGCUGAAAAUACCAAAUGUUCGAUUAGUUGCAACUACAACACCGCCAUUACCAGUUCCAACAGAACAAUUGAGCGAAGUUGAUGAAACAGUUCCGGUAAGUUGUUUCAAAAUUAGGAAAUGUUUUAAUGUCUAAAAAAUUCUGAAUUUUAGCAGAAAACCUUUUCUUUCAAUGAUUUUCCAGAAAGUUGCGAGUUUUUCUCUAAAACCGGAAACACUUUAAAAAGUUUUUCUCUUUUGUUUAGCCUUGAUUCGAUUUUCAGGAAACAUCGGAAUCUCAAAAACAUCGAGCAACCGAGGAAGCUGCUGUUGAAGAUAUGGAAAUUGAAGAAUCACGAUCUAACGGAACUUUAACCGCAGUAUCUGUAACAAAUGGAAACGACGCAAUUGUAAAUCAAGAAAUUGAUGAGAAUCAACGUGUUUAA